AUGGCCGCUACCUUGGACGACACGGUGCUCGCACAAUGCAUCCUCCGGGAGCUCACGCACCUGAAAGUCCAGAGCUGCGCCAUGCGGGACUCUGCGUGUUCCUCAGACACUGAGACACUUUCUCCUGCCUCAUCGCAGAGCCUCUCCUCCAUCCGGUCGUCCUCGCCAGUGGGGCUCACCAGGCUGGUCGGACCAGCCAUUCCUCCCCCUCCGGGUCUGCCUCUGCCGCUUCCGCUGGCAACCCUCGUGCCUCCUCCACAGCCGCUGUCUCGGACCGUGUCCAUCGAGCUGCCACCAGAGGCUCCACAGGAGCCGCAGUGGCACGUGCUGAAUCCAAACGCGAAGUUCAAGUCUGCCUGCGGCUGUCCGCUGGUCUCCCAGCCAUUCCAGGUGGGAGACUUGGACGAUGUCAGGGUGAUCUUUGCACCUGGAAAGCAGUGGAUGACGGAGUAUUGCCGAACGACAAAGAAGCACAAGAAGAGCCAGGCCUGUGAUGAUCUGCCGAAGUUCGGCUCCUUGCAGCUGAAGAUUUCAGGUGGCAAGGCUGAAGACAGCAAGGUCUUCUUUCUCUUUGGAUCCCAUCGCUUCGGCCCGGUUGCCAGCCCCGCUGGACAGUGUACCACUGAGGUCUUCGAGCUGCCCUUGGAUUGGCGACGAGAGAUGUGUGGAGGUGCACUGAGCAUCGGCGUGGAGAUUGAACGCGCAUAG
Symbiodinium sp. CCMP2456 is the source of this 708-nucleotide messenger RNA. The record is from the annotation of a GenBank genome assembly. NCBI's taxonomy places the organism in Eukaryota, Dinophyceae, Suessiales, Symbiodiniaceae.